This is a messenger RNA of Lottia gigantea (owl limpet), 2967 nucleotides long. RefSeq lists its product as hypothetical. Gene Ontology annotation, molecular function: protein binding. The transcript is spliced from 23 exons. NCBI's taxonomy places the organism in Eukaryota, Metazoa, Mollusca, Gastropoda, Lottiidae. The record is from RefSeq and is a predicted model, not a curated record. Bases 1 to 2967 code for a protein of 988 amino acids.
AUGAAGUUAGGAAGACAUGCAGCUGUACCAUUAAGUAAUAGUUUAAGUUUAGCUGACAAAAGGAAAAUGAAGUAUUAUGAUGAUGAAAAUAAAAAGAGAAAAUAUCUUGAUGCUUGUCCAUAUCAAUAUGGUCAGGUUGUAAUCUGUAAAGCAUAUCUAGGAAAGAAUGCUACAAUGAUGGAAGAUAGAGAGGUCAGUCAGUCAGUUUAUCCUGAGAUAGAUUCUGUUAUUAGACCAAGAAAAACUUGUCUAUCUGUUGGUAAUAAAUCAACAGAUAUAGAUUUAACAGCUACCUGUGAAUGUAGUGUAAGACAAUGCGAAUGGUAUGUUUUUGAUCAAGAUUUUGUAUUACCAGAAUAUAUCAUAGAAUAUGAAUAUAUUAAGAGGUUACCAAGUAAAUCUCCAUUUUCUUCUAUUAAUGGUUAUUUAUGUGAAAAUAAAGAUUGGAAAAUACCAAGUACUGUUGCCACACCUGAUGAUCCUCAGUUACUGUUUCCUGAUAGUGAUGUUUUGAAUAUGGAACCUGAAAUAAGAGCAAGACCAAGGCUGGUCACUCUAAGUGAAGAUAUUUUAUUAAAGAUUGGACGAGCUUCUAGUCUUACUUCUAUAACAACAUUAAAUCUCCAUGGAAACGGUUUAACCAAAUUAAAAUAUAUACAAUCGUUGAAGUCUUUAAAAAGAUUGAUUGUUAGUUUUAAUGAGUUAACCAAGUUAGAUGAUUUGGCUCAUAUGGGUAUAGAAUUGAUUGACGCCAGUUUUAACAAGAUAGUAUCACUAGAUGGUAUGAAGGGCAUGUCACAACUACAUCAUUUAGAUAUAAGUUGGAAUAGAUUACAGAAUACUAGAGAAGAAUUAUCUAUGAUGAGAAAGCAUUUACCUCAUUUAAAAACAUUAAACAUUGUUAAUAACCCUUGGUCUAAGCCAGUUAAUUUAAAAUUACGAGUGAUUGGAAGAUUAAAAUCACUGACCCAAUUAAAUGGUAAAAUGGUUGGUGAAGAUGAGGCUACAUCUGCUCUACGUGUUGCAGCCGGCUCUAGAAUAUCACAAUUAGCAUUAUCAUCACAUUCUCGUACUGAUCAACAUAUACCACGAUCUUUAAAAUUGUGUAACGGACCACAAUUAAUUUUUACAUUAAGUCGUUUAAAACCAGAUAAAUCAUCUGAUCAUGAUUCAACAUGGCUGUCUAAGUUAACAACUAUAGUAUUAGAAGGGCAACAUAUAACUAAGUUAUCAAAUUUAGAGAAAGUUGAAAAUCUCAGAUGGGUAUCAUUCAAUAAUAAUGAUUUAACUAAAGUUGAAGGAUUAGAGAACUGUCCGAAGAUAGAGGAACUAUCAUUGGAGAACAACUGUUUAGCCAAACUAGAUGGAUUAACAAAAUUAGUUAAUUUGACAAAGCUACAUCUAGGAAAUAAUCAUAUUGUGAAUUUAGAUACAGGAGUUUUUAAUGGAUUAACACAGUUAACCUAUUUAUCUUUAGAAUGUAAUCGUAUCACCUCAUUGGUUGGUUUACAAAGACUACACAAUCUUAUAGAACUGUAUAUUGGUAACAAUCGUAUUGAAAAUAUCAGGGAACUCUUCUAUUUAAAGCCAUUACAGUACCUGGUAAUAUUAGAUACAUAUGGUAAUCCUAUAGCAAACGAAGUUGAUAAUUAUAGACUCUUUAUUAUUUAUCAUUUAAAGACUUUACGAGCUCUUGAUGGUCGUGCAAUAGAAGCUUCUGAAGGCAAUAUAGCAAAGGAGAUGUUUGGUGGAAGAUUGACAUCUGAUUUUAUAGCAGAGAAAUUAUUCCAUUCUAAUUUUGCUGAAGUUAGAGAACUAGAUCUACCAUCAUCUUCUAUAAAAACAGUUGAUUUAGGUCCUAGUGAUAUGUUUGUCAAUCUUAGAAGUGUGAAUUUAGAAAAUAAUAAUUUAACAUCAUUCAGUGGUUUAAUACAUCUUGUUAAUGUUAGGGUUUUGUGUUUAAAUCAUAAUAAUAUAGAAUGUAUAUUACCAAGAACUAAAAAUAAGAAAGGCUUGGCCGGUGAUUUCUGUGCAGAUUCAUAUUCUCCAAUCUUAGAGAAUUUAGAAGUCUUACAUUUAGGAUAUAAUAAUAUAAAAGAAAUGUCCACAUUACAGUUAAACAGACUUCCAUCAUUAAAAGCUUUAUUUCUACAAGGUAAUGAAAUCUGUAAGAUAGAUGGUAUGGAUGGUUUACAUGAAUUAAGAGAACUAGUAUUAGAUAGAAAUAAGAUUAAAGGUGUAUCAGAAUUAUCAUUUAUAAACCAGUGGAACCUGCAGGAACUACAUCUAGAAGAGAACAGACUACGUGAUUUAAGUAAUCUGGCUUGUCUGGAGAAUCUACAGAGACUUUAUCUUGGUUCCAACAGAAUUCAGGAUUUAGGUGAAUUAGAAAAGAUAGAUAAUAUUGUAACAUUGAUGGAAUUAUCACUGGUCAACAAUGCUGUUUCACGAAGAUUACUUCAUAGACCAUUGCUGAUAUUUCGUAUGCCACAGUUAAUGAUAAUAGAUGGUAUACCUGUUACUGAUGAAGAGAGAACUAAAGCUGAGAUCUAUUUUGCUGAACAACAGCAACAAUAUAUACAGCCCACUAGUAAUCAUACAGUAGAAGGAACAUUACCUGGUAUUGGUCAUUAUAAAACUACAGUACCAGUUAAAGUUACUAAUGUACAACUCAGUUCACCACCAGUAUGGAAUGGUGCUUUAUUAUAUGAUGAUUCUGAUAAUUCUAGGAGCAGACGUCGUGGAGGUCAGAGAGGUGAAAUAGGUAAUGCUAGUCGUAAUGGUAUGUCUACCUAUCAACCUAUAGGACAGAAUCAGAUGUAUGGUUACUCUGUUAAUAAUUCUAGUGGUAACAAUAACAGAAAUCAGUACCAAUAUUUACAACAGAUGCCACAAAUAACACAACAUACAGCAGAAUAUAUGGAGAGCUUGGCUAGAUUGAAUAACGUAAGAAAUAACCGUAGAUGA